Stylophora pistillata is the source of this 1992-nucleotide messenger RNA. Its product is annotated as ankyrin repeat and MYND domain-containing protein 2. NCBI's taxonomy places the organism in Eukaryota, Metazoa, Cnidaria, Anthozoa, Scleractinia, Pocilloporidae. Gene Ontology annotation, molecular function: protein binding. The record is from RefSeq and is a predicted model, not a curated record.
AGUCAAAAGUAAGCAAAAAUGGCGAAGCUGGGCGAAUUGACAGAGGACGAAAAAUCUUUGUUUUUACAUCUCAACAAAGGGGAUUUUGAGGAGGCCUCAAGGCUCUUACGUUCAGGAAAUGUGAGGAUCGACUGCCUAGAUGAGCAUGGCAUGACCCCACUGAUGUGUGCAGCAUACAAAGGCAAAGCAGAAAUGUGUGAGUUGCUGAUAGCUCAAGGAGCAGAUGUGAACUCUAACCACCAUGAACAACAGUACACAGCUCUCAUGUUUGGUUGUCUAUCAGGGUCUGUAGAGGCUACAAGGGUAUUACUUGAGGCUGGAGCCAGAGUGAAUGCAGAGAACAGUCUCGGUAGGACUGCAGCUCAGUUGGGAGCUUUCAUUGGUCAAAGUGAUUGUGUCAGUCUAAUAAACAACUUUCUGUCAAUGGAAGAUUUGGAGUAUUACACAAAGCCUCGAGGCCUGGAAAAGGAACCUAAGUUAUCAGCAGCCUUGGUACCUGCACUCCACAAAUUUGCUGUCAGUCAAAAUUUAUGCCCAGUGAAGAUUGCUAUGUAUCUGCAAGAUAACUUUGAACUUGUAAAAAACUACAAGAGUUUAGUUAAAGUUAUGGAGCUCUUAACUGAGUCAAAUAUUAAGUCAAAGGAGAUGCAAGAAGUUCUGGCCAUGAAGAUGCACUAUCUGGGAUUUAUGUUAAAAAAAUGUGCGCGCUGGAAUGAGGGACUGGAGGGAAAAGAUAGAAUUGAUGGUUUCAUUAAACAUUUAACAAAGGGACGCUCAUCCGAUGGCUUUUUCAUUAAUAUGGAAGAUAUUAUUCGGCAAGCAAUCAAAGAGUUUGAUUAUCCAGAAUGUACCAUUUUUAAACAGCUAGUUCAAACGAUAGCACCUGUAGAAAAGGGACGUGAUCCAACAGCUCUCGCCGUGAUAACUCAGAGCAUAAAUGGCCUCCGCUGUGGUGACUUUAGUGACUGCUGUGGAAUUUGUAUCGAGAAACGGAAUGUGAAGAAAUGUUCAGCUUGUAAAAUGGUUGGGUACUGCAGCGUGAGAUGCCAGAAGCUUCAUUGGCAGACUCACAAGAAAUUUUGCAAGCAGCUGGCCAAAGAAUACGAAGAGCAACUUGCUGCGCAGUUGGCAGAGGAAAAGCUUGAUGAAGAAAUGAGCCGCAAAACUCAGCAAGAAAAACCGGGCCAGAUGAAUGGUGAAAAGGAACCUUUGAUAAACGGGAAAAGCGACGAAGCUGUAAACAGCGAUAAAUCAAAAAGUGAAACGGAUCAGAACACAAACAGCGGAAUAAACGGUAACAAAGAUGGCACAAAUUCACCGGAGAGCUGACGUAGUGAAGGCGUGAUAACGACAGAACUUGGAGAAACUGUGAUGAAUGUAAGCUAAAACGUGUAACCGAAGAAUGUUUUCUUAACACUUUCCCAAGAUCCAGUUCGGGAUUCUCCCUUCUAACUGUUACAGAUUUCUAUGUAAAAAAGACAAGAGAAUUUGGGGUUGUAUUAAGAUAACGCCCUUUAGCUGACAAACUCUUCUGUUCUCGGAACCUGUGUACAGAAUUUUGUGCUGGAAUCGCAUGGAGAUUACUACUUAAAGAAGUCACGUUAUAAGAUUUUGGGUCAUGGCUGGAGUUACAAACUGAAAAACUGCAUCAAAAUAACACCAAGCUGCGAUGAAGAAAAACCACUGAGGUAACGCUGAACACGAAAGGAACGAGAAUACAUAAGGAUUAAAAGAUUUAUGCGGAUUGCAUUUGUAAAUCUGGAUCUUGAAAAAGUGCGUGCUAAAUUUUCAAGAUUUAGAAACACUGUCAUAACUUCUUUAACGACAUGUUUUCAAGUUCUAGUUGAAGUUUGUGCACGUCUCAGAGUUUUUGUCCCCAUUAGUCCGUUUUUCUUCAAAAUAUCUUUCAUACGACUGUAUAACACUUUUCACGAAGAUUGUGACCUCUAAGCGUACACUGUGGUUAUUAAAAAGAAUAGAAAAGCUGUGUGA